UUUUGAAACUAAUAAAAAAGAAAGAUUUGUGACGUUAAAUUUGAAGAAAUUUCAGACAAAUGAAAGUAACUGUUAAUGAUUUGUGCGAUUAAGGUACGUGCUUGAAUAACAUAUUCCAAGAUCUAGGCACUUAUUGCAAUAAGAGCCCGAAGAGGAAGAGAAAUAAAAGGACGAAAAAUACGUACAGAUAACUGUAUGGAUAAUUGGAUACCCAACACAAAUGCGAAGCCAUUCAUACCAAAACGAUUGAGGAAUUCUGCCAAAUCUUCCAGUUCUGGAAUUACAGAAUUUUCUAAGAGGAAAUGUAUAUCCAAAAUAUUUCAGGGUGGUAUUGUGGUUGUGUUGAUUGUUACCAUAGUAAUCAAUAUAACAUUCAUUUUGGAAACCAGCAGAAAGAUGAACGAUCCUCAGAAAAUGGAUGAAGUGAACAGUGGGUUCAAAAGAAAGGAAGGAAAGGGAAAUGAAGUUGAAAUGACAAAAUCUAAAUUCUUGUCUCUAGAAGUACAGUCCAGUAAAACAUCAGUUGUAGUCAAAGUUGAUGAAACUGUGAUUAUACAAGAUGAAGAAUUUGAGAAAAAUAGAGGCAUCCAUAUUGCUGUGUUGAAUCAGGCAACUGGAAGUGUUAUGUCUAAGAAUAUAUUUGAUACCUAUAGCCAGCAUGAAGAUGAAGCAUUAUUAUCCUAUCUGAAGAAGAUUUCCAAUGGUAGAAUUAUUGUAUUUACUAUAAAGGAUGAAGCUUCAUUUCAUCUGAAGUUAGAAGCCAGACAGUACUUAAAAGAAAUGGGAAGUGAGAAGAUAGAAAACCUGGCAUUCAGGGAUACUUGGGCUUUCAUUGUAAAGAAAGGAGGAAGAAAAAUUGCAGAAACCCAUGGUAAAUCUCCUGCUUUAGAUAGCUGGGGAGAGAAAGUAACAAUCCAAGCAACUAUAGAUCUUGUCAAUAUCAAAGACAGUGAAUGUCACUGGGGAGAGACAAAGAUAAGUCAGAGAAGACAGACAUUCUGUAAUAAAGUAGAGGGUUAUGGUGAUAUAUGUAGCUGUACUAAUCCAGAUCCUGUAGUCUUCCCACAGAAAAAGUUGAUACCUAAUAAUAUAGGUAAAGUACCAAUAGUUAUCAUAGCUAGUGACAGACCACAUUAUUUAUUUAGAAUGUUGAAGAAUUUACUACAGAUACCAGGUGCUGAUCCUAAAAUGAUAACAGUAUUUAUUGAUGGAUAUUUUGAUGAACCUUUACAGGUGACCAAACUGUUUGGUUUACGUGGUAUACAGCAUACACCGUUAGGUGUCAAGAAUGCCAGAGUAUCACAACAUUAUAAAGCUAGUCUGACCGCUACAUUUAAUUUAUAUCCUGAAUCAAAGUAUGCAAUAAUAGUAGAAGAAGAUUUAGAUGUUUCUCCAGAUUUCCUAAAUUAUUUUAGUCAGACGAUUCACCUUUUAGAAGAAGAUGAUACCCUUUACUGCAUAUCUGCUUGGAAUGAUCAGGGUUAUAACCAUUCCUGUAAAGAUGAAACAUUGUUAUACAGAAUAGAAACUAUGCCAGGUUUGGGAUGGCUGUUAAAAAGAAAGUUAUAUAAAAAUGAACUAGAACCACAGUGGCCAACUCCUGAAAAACAAUGGGACUGGGAUAUGUGGAUGAGAACAAAUAUGAUCCGUAAAGACAGAGAGUGUAUUAUACCAGAUAUAUCAAGGACAUAUCAUUUUGGUUCUAAAGGACUCAAUAUGAAUCCAUAUUUCCAAGAAGUCUAUUUCAAAAAACAUUCCUUUCUCACAAAACCUAAUGUUAAAUUGAAAGGAGUGGACAGAAUGAAGAAAGAUGCUUAUGAAGAAUUAAUAGUAGAACUAAUUAAGUCAUCUGUAUUAUUAGAUCAUUCAUUAGAUCCUUGUAAAGAAAACUUUUUACCUCAUAAUCAGGCAAAACCUCAUUUAAUGUAUAUUUCCAUGAAUAUAUCAACAGAUUAUGUUACCUGGAAACAGUUGGCAAAGUGCUAUCAUCUAUGGGACCUAGAUGUCAGAGGUUUUCAUAAGAGUAUGUGGAGGUUAUUCAUUAAUGGUACACCUGUAAUUAUGGUUGGAGUUCCAGCUUCUCCUUAUAGAGUUUAUAAGCCAGAAAAUAUAAAACCAAUAUACAUUCCAGAACCAACAAAGAAGACUUGAUGAAAAAAAUCUGUGAUGCAGUAUUGUUAGGCAACAAGAAAAGACGUUGUGAUAAGAAAUAGUCAGAUCUGAAUUUAUAUUUCUUAUUUACCAGUAUUUCAGGAAUAUAGAACACCGAAGGGAGUUAACUCUUUAAAAAUCGGCUGAAUGUUUUAAACGCAUACUAUUAGGAAAGAGAAAUCAAGCGUCUCAAUGAUCAAAAUAAGUGUUUCAGGUUGCUAUAUAUCCAAUGAAAUUAUUCCUAUAAAUUGCGCAAAUUUUUAUAUUUUGGUCAACAGGUCAAAGUUAAUAUUUUGUCAAAAUUUUAUGAAAAUUAAACGAGCUAAAUCUAUUUUUGUCAAAGUGUUGGGUACCCCCUUAAGGGAUUGUUUUAUAAAUCUUGACAAACAUCUUAUAACUUGUAUGAUUUAUGAUUGCAUGAUACAGUCUUAUCUUUUUAAUGAGUACUUUUAACGAUCACUUUGGGAUUUUAACCUUUUUUCCCUUAAAAAAGUAAUCAUGUUACAAAAUGACAGAAACUUUUCAAAUUGACUUAUUUGUAGGUCUUUCACUGUUUGAAAGAAUUUAAUAGAGUUCAAAUGGUUGAAAAAUCCUUUACUUCGGUUGAAAUUAUCCCUUAACUUAAAAAUACAUAAAAUUAAAUCUAAUUGAAGUUAAUUUACCAUAUAACAUUAAUUAUACAUAACACAAAAGGUUUGGAAUACCUCUAUCAUUAGUUUUUAGUCCCAAUGGUUAAAAUGGUGUAUAAAAGCUAUUGUACAAUGCUUAAACUUUUUAUACCCCGACUCAGAGCUGACAUAUACAAUAUUACCCUUUUCAUUCCUUCAAUUAUUGCAUUUUCUAUAUAUUGUUACAUAAUGAUGAGUUUAAGAUGCACUUUGUCUUUCAUUCUGAUUGAUAUAUUUUAACAGAUUAAUGGUUCAAGAAAAGGUAUCUUGUUCAGACCAUUUUGGUUAUGUUUGUAGAUCUAUACUUUGUUUUGUAGUCUUAUAAUGAUGAGUUACAGAUGAACCUUAAAUUCCAUUUUGUGUUCUUUUUCUAUGUUGAAUUAAGGUGUUUUGACCUUGAAAAAUUCCUGAACAUUAUACUUGAUAGGCUUCUUUUAUUAACAUGUUUUGCCUGUGAAAAAGUUUGUGUUUUCAUCCUGAUUAUUCAUUAUGAUGUAAAUGGUUUUAUUUACCCCUGCUCAAAAUUAGGGGGUAAAUGGUUUUAGAAUACCCCUGCUCCAAAGAAGGGGAUAAAUGUUUUAUUAUAUAAAUGUUUUUUUAUACCCUUGCUCUGAAAUGGUUUACCUCUGUGAGUCCGUUGAACACAUUUUUCUCACAUUUUUCUCAGCAACUACAAUUCAUAGCGUCUUGAUAUAUUGCACCAAGCUUUGCUUGUUUAAAACUCAACAAAAUUGUUUUAAGGAAUAAAUAGUAAGCAAAUGUCCACAUUAACUGUUGUUUUCCUGGAGUUAUUCCCCUUAUAUCUCAUGCUGAUGAUGUGACAUUAGUAUGAUACCAACAUUAAGUUAGUAGUAAUUAACAGAGAUGACAAUAGCAGCACUUACUAUGUAAGAAUAUUCUACACAAGUUUUGACAAAAGUUUUGAGUUUCAUCAUUAAAUAAUUUUGUUUGAACAUUUAUAUAACAGUGGAUGCAUUUUUAAUAGCUACUGUGUCUAUCUUGUUCAUAUUGAACCAAUAUAUGUUUCAUCUAUUGCACUAUCAUGGAAUUUAUUUUAAUAUGUGGCAUUAGAAUUGAGAUAGGUAAACUAAACUGGUGACAGUAAAAUCUACCUUUUACAAAGGCCAAGCUUAAAAUACAAUACAGUUAUCUUCUAAAUCUGUCUUAUAAAAGUAGAAGGUACAAUAAGGCCACUUUUUUGGCCCUUGAAUUAGAAUUUUUAAAAGUGUUAUAAAUCUACAAUAUUAAAUCCUUCAGAUGUUCAUUAUACACUAGUCUGUCAACAUCAGUAUAUUUUUUGAUUUAGUAUUACAUGUUGGCAUUAGGGCUUAAAACUUCUUCCAUUUAUUGCAAAACAGCAAAUACUGCCAAAUAGCCUCAUUUUGAGACAGUUUUAGCCCAAAAGACAUUUUGCUACAAAAUGUUAUCUUUUUUGAGUAAUGCUUUGCUCAUAUUUAUUUUAACCAAAAACUAUGCAUGAAAUUUUUGUCUUUUAUUUGACCAUUUUAGGUCAAAUAUGUAAAUUUCCUCAUUUUAAUGUCUUGACAGUGACAACAGAAGUUAUAUGUUGCCUAAAAUAGCCAUUCGAAUACACAAAGCCUGAAAUGGCCAGUUAAGAGACUCCUUUAAAUAUGUAUAAUCUGAAAUUGUCCUUAAAAAGACAUAUAGCAUAAAAAAGACUUUGAAGUACAUGAAACAGUCUUUCUAGUACAUAAUAGUCUAAAGUAAACCUUCAAAUACGUGUAGUCUGGAAUUGUCCUUCUUAUACAUGUACUUGAAAUUAUAUUACUUAUAUUAAUCCUUUUAAAAGCAUAAUAAAUAAAAUUGUCAAUUCUUGAAUCAGAUAUUUUCAUUGUUGAAGGUGCUGAAAUUGUUAUUAAAUUUUCUUAAAAAUAAUGAUUUGUUGUCUGAUGAAUUUAUAAUACGGGUUGAGCAUACACGUGAAUAUACAUGUUAAGUCUGCCAUUAGAACAGUUCUAUCAUCUAGUCAAAAUUUUCUGAUAUGACAUAUUGCCAUUUUUUAUUAUUGCCUAAUCAUAAGGUGAAAUGGGUUGGCAUUUUCAAUGUGUAAAUUAAAUAUGUGAAAGUUUGAUACUUCCAUUUCUUGUAUGAAAUCACAUUUGAUUAUCAUUAAAACAACUUUUCCUUCUACACCAAUUCUUUCUGCUAUAUACAUUUGUAUGUGUCAUUAUAUUAAUCAAUUAUUAAUGUUAUGUACAAAGUUAUCAACCAAUUGUUUCAUGUCAUUAGAUUAUUUAAGUUAAGUCUGACAUAAUGAGAUGCAUCCUGUUUAAAUGAUAUAUUGCAUUGAUUCCUCUCCAAUAUUUGAUACUUCUAGAUUCUCAGCAGAUCAAGAUUACCAUAUUCUUUCUAUUGCAGACAAAUACUUUUGUUUUAUACUGUUUGUGUAGAAUACAUUUAGAUAUACUAUACAUGCCAAGAAUUGAUAACCAAAAAUAAUCCAUUUUUGUGGUUGUGAUAGUAUUGACAACUUUUACAGAUUUUUAUUUGUUUGUAUUUUAUAGCUAUAUACCAUUAAUUAGUAAUAAUAAAUUUUAUAACAUAGUUUCAAAUUUUUUUAACAAACUUUUAAGAAUAAGUUGUUACUGCUAGGGUAUAUGAAUAUGGAUAUCUUGUUUUACCCUCUCUGCUUUGGUAUUUGCCAAAAUGUAUAUGUCUUUUGUACCAUAAACAGAGAUGUUUGAUUCUCAGUGUGCUUUUCUGCAUCUUGAACUGACAAGCUAAUCUCAUUGUGCCUACUUAUAAAGGCAUCUAUGCCUAAAACCAAAUCCUUUGAUGGAAUCAUAACAAAUAUUUGAAUCAAGUAUAUUGCUUUUGAUAAACAAUAAGUUUGACAUCUUUUUAGACAUCUCCCCAUGACAAUACUUGAAAUCAAGUUAAUUGGAGAUGAAUAAUGAAUAACAUUUUGAUAAUUUAUGCUUAUCGUAAAUAUUUACUUGAAUCAUGUAUUAAAAAAUCAGAGUUAAUUUUUCUUGAAUUUGUACAUUUUUUGUUCAGUUGAAAUAAUUGGAACUAUUUUAUAAAAGUGUUAUUACAAAAAUAUUGAGGAACAUUAUGCAAUUACUUAACACUAUAUAUCAUAGAUAGGUUUUAUUAGUUGUUAAUACUUAUAUAUAUUUAGUUAUUUUCAUCAUGUGUCAUAUUUUGUGGAGAUAUUUUGACAUGUCAUUUUUACAACUGGUUUUGAAAAAUAAUAUAUGGUGAUGUACAGAUUUCUAUGUUGAGCAGAUUUUAUUUUUUAUCAUCAUGGUUAAGGUACAAUUAUCCAAAGUCACAGUAAAGACAUUUGCUUUGGUUUUAAUAUGAUCUUUUUUUUUUUUUGAAAAGUGCAAUAUUUUGAUAAUUUGAAUUCAGAAUUUUCACAGAUACUAAUUAACUUAAAAGCAAAAGCAAAUAUAUGAGUUCAAUUAAGUAGUAUAUAGCUUCCAGAAUUAGGAAGGCAAUGUUUUUUAUUAUUUCUUGCUUCAUAAUGCUGUUUUGAGAUCUUUUUUUGUUAAUUUUUACGUUAGAUUAAAGUGUUUAUAUUCUGAUUAACUUUAGAACAACCAGCUUUAAACCAGAUCUCAGUUUAUGUUUGAUUUUACAUAAUGAGCUUUUCACUUGUAAACUCUCUUUUUUUGAAGGUUUGAAAUCUGUCAGUUUUCACAUUUCUUUUUCAAUUUGUAACUGAAGAGUUAUCUCCCAUGAAGUGAAUAUGUUAACUGAAUAAAAAUUUCAAAGUUU
Mytilus californianus (California mussel) is the source of this 6563-nucleotide messenger RNA. RefSeq names its product protein O-linked-mannose beta-1,2-N-acetylglucosaminyltransferase 1-like. The transcript is spliced from 21 exons. Gene Ontology annotation, biological process: protein O-linked glycosylation via N-acetylgalactosamine. Gene Ontology annotation, cellular component: Golgi membrane. Gene Ontology annotation, molecular function: beta-1,3-galactosyl-O-glycosyl-glycoprotein beta-1,3-N-acetylglucosaminyltransferase activity. The record is from RefSeq and is a predicted model, not a curated record. Lineage: Eukaryota; Metazoa; Mollusca; Bivalvia; Mytilida; Mytilidae. Bases 196 to 2151 code for a protein of 651 amino acids.